Messenger RNA from Camponotus floridanus (Florida carpenter ant), 6542 nucleotides. RefSeq names its product integrator complex subunit 1 (gene IntS1). The record is from RefSeq and is a predicted model, not a curated record. The transcript has 14 exons. The coding region runs from base 270 to 6500 and encodes 2076 amino acids. Gene Ontology annotation, cellular component: integrator complex. Gene Ontology annotation, biological process: U2 snRNA 3'-end processing. Lineage: Eukaryota; Metazoa; Arthropoda; Insecta; Hymenoptera; Formicidae.
CUAGUGCAGCAGUGCAGCUAAAAAGAACAGACCCUUUGUAUAUGAGGUCAUUUAUUCGAUUAAAAUGACAAAUAUCUGAUUCUAAGAUCUCGAGAUAUGUCAUCAUCCUAGUCACUGCAAUUCCAUUUUCGAUUAUGCAAUCAUAAAACGAAAUUUAUUCCGAGGAGACAGAUUUUUAUAUAUAUUGAGAAGAUUAGGUUAGAUUUACAGCUUUAUUUACAUUUUCAAUCAACUACAGUCUAUCUUUAGACAGAGGAAAUAUAUACAUCAUGGAACGUGGAAAAACUGGUAUUGGUAGGGCAGUGAAAAGUAAGAUUGCUCAACAUCCUUCCGAUCUAUUUGCACUGGGAUCAAAGAGUUCGCGAAAUGAAAAUUCUGACUCUAAAACCAGACCAGGUGUUAUUCAUCCAAAACCAAGUGGCAGUUCUACAAGUUCUGGUAAUGAUCGGAAGAAAGAAGCAUCUUCUGGAUCACUCCAAUCAUUUCCUUAUGUUCCACAAAAGAAGCCCAAGUUAGCUCAUGUUGGUUCCCAUCAACGACAACCUUCUUCUAGCGCAGAAGCAUGGGAAGUUUUAGCUAUAGAUAUCGAUCCUGCAGAUUUUGUGCCUAUGGCACUUGAAGCUAAUGACAAUGAUGAGGCUGAUAAAGUUAUUGGAAUAAUAUGUGGCGCUGUUAAAACAUUGAAAAAUCAAAAAUGGAAACCUGAUACAUUAAUUUAUAUGGGCUUAUUAUAUCUAGCAAAAAUUCGCCCAUCCAUUUUUUCAAAUGAUUGUGUAUUACAUGCAUUGUCAUCUCUUUUAAAGAGAGAUCAGACUUACAAUUUCAAGAGUAAAGGAAAUCCACUGGUUCCAGUACUAGCUGCAAAUCUUUUAAUGAAAGGAUUUCAUGACAAGAAGAACUGGCCAGAAGUAUUUGUGAAGUUAUACAUUGAGGAUGCACUAGGUGAACGCUUGUGGAUCGAUCAUGAGGAAUGCAAGGGUUUUGUUGAUAAUAUACUGACUGGAUUUAACACAAGGCAUCCGCCUAAGUCUGUAUUACAGCCAGAAUUCCCUGUAUUGAUGCAACGAGAUUGUCACAGUCCGUCUACAGUGGAUGACGAAGAUCUGGCAGCAUCAACGAUGUCAUUGUCCGGGGAUAAAGAAAAAAUAGAAUUUCCAGUGGGUCCACGGUAUGCGCAUUGCGUGGAAAACAUAGAAUCAAUAGUGUUGGAAGCUGUAAAGGAACAAUUAAAUAGACGUCAAGCUGAGACCAUAACGAGAAAUUUCUUAAAGCUGCUCUCCUCAGCGUGCGGUUUUGUUGAGAUCAGAAACAUUGCCGUUCCUAGAUUAGAAGUGUGGCUACAUAAUCCUAAACUAAUGAGACCAGCACAGGAGUUACUUAUUUAUAUUUGUUAUAAUUGCACGUCUCACACUCAAAGAGACGUCGAAGUCAUAAGUCAGUUGGUGAAAAUGAGAUUGAAAACGAAAGCUGUAAUUAAUUUGUAUUUAAAUGGCGUCAAGGAACUUAUCGGAUUACAUCCAGAGAAUCUAGCUACUAUAUUGAAGCACACGAUUUAUAACGAAUUGUCGAAUGCACGCAAUCCAAACAACAUGCCAAUGUUGGCUAUAAUGUUUCAAACUUUACCCGAGCAAGCGGCAAAAUUACUCGCAGAGAUUUUUCAAGAUUUGUUAAUGAACCGUGAAGAUUAUUUAAGACCAUUACGUGCAUUACUUAGGGAAAUCGUGCGUGUAUGUCGACAUGACAUCAAUCUUAUCGCUUUUGCUCGAACGUUAAUGGCCGAGAGACCGGACAUAGCUCAACAACUGCUAAAUUUCGAGUUUAAAGAUCGUAUGUUCAUGUCGAUAGCGGAUCUACUUUGCCUAUGUAUGCUCCUGGCUAUAAGUCCACAAGUGAAAGAAGCGGCGACAUUGUCACAACGCGCGGAUAAGAAAGACGUAGCUUUACUGCAUCAAUUCCAAAAUCUCGUAGCCAUGAUACAAUACGAGGCUAUAUUGUGGCUGCAAAAUUUGGCGCAGCAGGUGUACGCCGUAGGACGAAACGAAUUGUUGCAUGCAAUGCAUAAGAUCUUGCUUCUAGAAUCUCCCGAGCAGUAUUAUAAACUGGAUAAUUGGCCACCAGAAUCGGAUAGAGUGUUCUACAUACGGCUAGUAUCCGACGUUCCUCUGUUGCAAAGUACAUUGUUGAGACUGCUAAUUAUCGGUUUUUCGAAGGACAAUGGCAUUACUCAUUCGGAGACGUUGGAUUUGACUGAUCAAUUGAUACGGCGAGCAGCGGCUAAUUCGACAGAAAAUUUUCCAAUGUUACAGAUCGAAAAAAUGGACAUAAUUGAACUUAUUUUUAAUCUCUGUAUUUAUCAACCACCAGGAACAAUAAAUAUACCUGCAGGAUAUGUGCCACCAACGUUGGCGAUAGCUAAUCUCUAUUGGAAAGGAUGGAUAAUGUUAUUAAUUUUGGCUGCUCAUAAUCCAUCCACAAUUGGUGCACUAGCAUGGAAACGAUAUCCUAUAUUGAGAACAUUAAUGGAAAUGUGUAUUACGAAUCAUUUUUCGCAUCCACCACCGACAAUGGCUUUGCCAGAAAUCAUGGAACAAGAACGCGCAAAGGAACUGCAAGUCGAAGCUAUCGAAAAACAAGAGAUAUUAGAGUAUGAAUCACAUUUGGCUGCUGCAUCGAGUAGAAUCCAGUUAUCCGAACAGAAUAGUUUUCUGCUAUCACAAUUGAUCACUAUGGAUCCGACUGGAAUCGCUAGAAGACCACCGCCGGCCGUUCUCGAACAGAUACAGUCAUUGAAUACGUCACAUAGAUUGGGUCACCUGCUUUGUCGAUCACGUAAACCAGAUUUUCUAUUGGAUAUUAUUCAGAGGCAACAGCAGAGUACAUCACAGAGUAUGCCAUGGUUAGCGGACUUGGUGCAAAACAGCGAAGGUUCUCUGAGUCAAUUGCCGGUACAAUGUCUUUGCGAGUAUCUGUUGUCGACUAGCUCGCAAACGGUCGAAAAGCAGCCCAGACAACAACAACUGCUAGCGCAUCUUCAGACACUGCUGACUGAUCCGAAUCAGGCUCAACAACAUGCUUACGAAGUCUUGGAAUAUUUCUUGAGGAGAUUAAGUAGCCAGCAAAGUAGUAGCCGCGUCCAAGCGAUUACCGGAUUAAAAAUGGUUCUGGACUCGAUACCAUUCGAGGACGAGAGCAUGGACAUAGACGGAGAAAACGAAAAGGAGAUGUGGCUUCUCCGAAAAUUACCAUCCAUACCUCAUUUCUUGUCGAUACGUUCACUGGUUUCCACGGCGUUGCGUGGCGCUUGUCAAGUCGAAAAUAGUCCCGAUCUCGUGCACACAUACAUAUCAUAUCUUGCCGCGCAUACCAUCGACGACGAUUUGCCCGAUUUAACUGACUUGGCGAACGAAAUCUCCCAAUUGGUCGUUGAACGUAGUACUAUUAUCGCGGCAAUAUUACCUCAAUCCGAAAACGAUAAUCGACAGGCCAAACAAACGUUACACGCCUUUAUGGCAAUCUUCUGCAAUUAUCUUGAAAAAGCACGAUCGCCUAGAGGAGAGGCUUACCAAUGGUCCGAAAGUCAGGAUCAGAUUCUAGUGCAAUGGAGUAAUGGCGAGGAGUGCACUAUGCAUAUUUUAGUGGUGCACGCCAUGAUAAUACUAUUAACAUAUGACACAUCCGAGGAUGAUCCAUUAUUUAACAACUUAUUAGAGACAUGGUUUCCACUGACGGAGCAACCAAAGGCCUUCCUUGUUGAUACUAGCGAAGAAGCACUACUCAUACCUGAUUGGCUUAAGUUACGAAUGAUCAGGAGCAAUGUGCCGCGCUUAGUUGAUGCGGCACUAAAAGAUCUCGAACCGCAGCAGCUAGUACUUUUCAUUCAAAGCUUCGGAAUACCCGUAUCGUCGAUGAGCAAACUGCUUCAUACUCUUGAUGCUGGUGUGCAGAUAGAUCCGAGCUCGGUCGGUGAAGCGGUGUUGGAUAAAACAUACAUGGCACAAUUGGUCGAGGUGCAACAUCGAAGGGGUGCCACGGGCGGAUUGGUGUUCGUACAGGUGUUACAACUGCUAGAGCCGCAAUUACCGGAUGAAAACAUCGUGCCUAUCAAUAAACUGCAACAGUCAUUGCCAGCUAGUGCUAUGGUGCAGAAGCAAUCCGUUAUACAGUGCUCCGUGAAGACUGACGUGCCCCACUUGAUAAAUCGACUGUUCAUCGAGAAUAUUCCGAUGAAUCAGAAAAUGGACGCGUAUCGACGUUUGCAUAAGACUUUAGCGAAGGAUCUGCAAAGAUCAAACGUGAAGGAGAGUGGCGCCGUGGUAUUAGCGAUACAACAUAUCUGCAGCGUUUUGAGCUCUAUGCAGGUCAAGCAAUUCUUGGCCUCGCUCGUACAUAUGCCGCAGUAUUCGUGUACGCUAAUGCGCGUGAUAUUGCUACCGCUGAAGAGACCGUCGACAUCGAAGCACGUGGUCGAAUUGGCGCGCAACAUGUGUCUGAAUCUGAUAUCACUAAUAGGUGAAGUAAAAGCGCCGGUUCUGUCGAUUCUGCGGGACUUCGCUAAUGUGCGGUCAAUGAAGACACCGCAACGCGCGGAACUGUCGAUGCUAAUGCAAAGUCGCGGCGAAAGUCCUGGCACGAUCCUAGAGAACACCGAUCCCGUGAAUCUGGAGAGUGUCGGCCGUAAAUUGUUAGAUUUAUGUCUGAAACAACAGAAGAAUGAUGUCCUGGUCGAAGCCAUGGCGAAAUUAUUGGUCAGCGAUAGUAAUGAAGGUGCGUUGAAACCUCGUACAGGCUUGUUGAUAGACUGGUUGGCCUCUAUGGAGCCCGAAUUGAUCGGUACUUGUCCCAAUCUUCAAAUGAAACUUCUAUUUGGAAAGGCGAAAGUGCAUAUAAAUAUCGAUAAGAACGUCGUGAGUUCGCAUUCCUGCAGACCUUAUCUGCUAACGUUGUUGACACACAGAGCAAGUUGGGCUACUUUGUAUAAAUGUGUCGGACAUUUGUUGGACAAAUAUGACGAUGGAUACGAUCCGACCGCAGUUCUGGAUUUCUUAUGGGCACUGACAUGCAAUCCCAAGUUAUGGCAAGGUCGAGACAAAUUUACACCGAAGCAUUACGUUCCUGAGAAUAUUCUGUUGUUGCAGAAAUGGCAACUACUUAAUCUUGUGGCAUAUCUAGUGUCCGAAGCUGUUAUUAUCUGUAGCGUACAGAACAGAAACGCCGCUCUCGCAAGGAUGGAUAUUAGACUCGAUUUACUUUUACAUUGUAUAUCUACCGAAGAUGACUUGAUCUCCAGUGUAGUUAAUUACUUGGCGGACCGUAUAAUGGAUAACACGGACUUAGAUUCGGCGGAUAUGGCGCAUCAGUUUUUGCUACACAUGUACAUGAAAAUUCCGAAAGUCAUUUGCUACCUUGACACUUUCCAAGCGAAUAAAUUCGUUAAAGGAGCAAAGAUAACCGAUUGGACGGGUUCAGUGCUCGAUUGUAUGAGUCAUUGUUUAUUGACUGCACUGGCGGCAACUCCCAGACAGAAAUCCUGGAACGCCAAGUCCCAAGAAUUUGAACUCUGCGCGAGAAAAAUGGCCGCGGUACAUCCUAUAUUAGUCCUACGACAAUUGCCGAUGUUGGCGUCCUCCUUGAUGGGAAGAUGUUAUCUCGAUUUCAGUCAAUUUAGAUCCGGCCAUCAUUUAAAUCUCUUCACUCAAGUAAUGGGGCUACUGGAAUUGUUGCAGCCGCAUUUGUUUAAUGAGCAGCAUGAGAUUCCGUUGGAAAACACCUUAGAGAAUUAUUUUCAAUGCUUUCAGAAUUAUGGGCAUAUGAAAGAUCUCAGCUCAUUGUUGAACAGAUUCGUAUCAUUAUUACAGUCGUAUAUCUCACAUGAUCCACAACGAGCAUUGAAAUAUCUACACAAGCAUGCACAAGUUUUGCAUGAAUUACAGGUAAAUUAUCCUAACUUAGACGCUUUGAGAAUACUUGUAUCGGGAAUACCGAUGCCGAGAGAAGGAGAAGAUGUGGAUGACAUUCUAAUCACAAUAGCUCCCGUGCCACAUCGUUCGGAACCCGUUAUUCCAGAACACUGGCAAUCUCUACUGGGCACACUUAGUAAAUUAUAUGGUGAAGAUGUAUUCAAUGCACUUCAAGAGGUCGAGCAUGUGUCAUCGCGAAAGCCUUCGGUUUUGGAACCAAUAACGGAUAAUAUAGCGGAAUUGCUCGUAUCGCCUCAGGGUAAUAUUAGAACGCUUGCUCACACUCUACUCGCUAGAGCAUUAAAGCAUCGUCCUACACCGAAUGCGACUAUAUUAUCCGCGUUUCAAAGAUGUUUAGACAGUGACAGAGCAGACGUUCUUAUGUCAGCUUUGGAAAAAUUACCAGAUAUUGUAUUGUGUAUGCAAGAACAUGCUUUACCAUUGAUGCAGAGGGUAUUUGAGUUGGGAGUAAAUUCCAAUGUCAAUGCGAUGCCUUAUAUCACUAAAACUAUUGCUCUGUUAAAUACACAGCAAGGUUGUUAAUAUCAAAGAAUGUUAGUUUGUUAACUUUGUGUAAAUAUUAAG